Acanthoscelides obtectus is the source of this 550-nucleotide messenger RNA. Lineage: Eukaryota; Metazoa; Arthropoda; Insecta; Coleoptera; Chrysomelidae. The record is from the annotation of a GenBank genome assembly.
GUUAUCGAGUUGUGCUGAACGUGUGUAAAAAUGAAAAUUGUGAUAGCUUUGCACGAGAAUCUUGUACGUAAUGAAGUUACCUGUGGCUGAAAUUCGUGAGUCUUGUAAAGGAACUGAAAAGGGUUUGCUGAUACAGAUUUUGGCAAUCUUGAUAGAUUUUCCAAAUGUUAAUACGAGACUUUCUUAUCUACUGCUAGAAUUCUAUAAGCAAACACGGAUAACCACAGGAGAAGUUUCAGAUGUUGCGUCAGGAAUUAUGAAGCAAAUUUUUGGAACAUCCUUGCAUAUCUGCACUAAGAUUCUUUGCAGCAUGACUGACAUGUCAAUUCCAAGGAUGACAGUUACGCCUGUUUACUUAGACCUAUGAAGGAAGCGGCGGCGAGCAUCACCACUGGCGGGCGAGAACAGCGGGUAAUUUAAAUGAUGGAUAAUUCAUAACAGUCUAUUCCCAUGGAGGACUACUUUCGUCUGCAGAUCAAUAUUUUGCUAUACAUUAAUUUUGACGAUUCAACGAACCCUGUAUAUUGCUCAAUAAACUGGUAGUGGUGGC